AUGAGUGGUGGGUCUAUGCAUUCUGUUUUGGUUGGGCUUGUGUGCCUGGCCAUUGCCUCUGCUAUUUCUUGUUCAAGUGUUGGAAGCUCCAACAACAUCAUGUGCUUGGAGAGUGAAAGGCAUGCUCUUCUCCAGUUCAAACAAGGCCUUGUGGAUAAGUCAAAUGCUCUUGCCUCUUGGAAAAGUGAGAAAGAUUGCUGCAAGUGGAGAGGAAUAGCGUGCAACAACCAAACAGGUCAUGUCACCAGACUUGAUUUCUCCUUUAAUUAUGAUCCAUAUCUCUAUUCUGCUGAAGUUCCUUUAAGUGGUGAAAUUAGUCCUUCACUACUUGAAUUGCAAUAUCUAAAUUACUUGGACCUCAGUUAUAUUGAUUUUGGAGAAAAUAUGAUUCCCAAGUUCAUUGGCUCUUUGAGUCAAUUGAAAGAACUCAAACUUGCAGAUGCUAAUUUUAGUGGACCUGUUCCUCCCCAACUUGGGAACCUCUCUAAUUUGCUCACUCUUGAUCUUUCCGGGAACGGAUAUAUUCGUUUAGAAAAUCUUGAGUGGUUAUCUCAUCUUUCUUCCUUGAGAUACCUGAACAUGUCAUAUCUAGAUUUGUCAAAGGUUGUGAAUUGGCCACAAUCUUUAAGCAAGCUCACUUUACUGACAGAGCUUCAGUUAUCUUCCUGUCAUCUUCCUGAUGUCAAUCUAAGAUCACUUUCCUUUAUUAAUUCUUCCACCUCUCUUCAAAUUCUUCACCUCUCUGAGAACUCUCUGCUUAAUUCUUCAAUAUUUUAUUGGAUAGCCAAUGUCAGCAGCAACUUUGUCCAUAUUGAUCUCUCUUCCAACAAUCUUGAAGGUCCCAUCCCAGAUGUCUUCACAAGCAUGCUUUCUCUAGUAACACUAGAUCUGUCACAGAAUCAACUUGAAGGUGGGAUACCAAAAGGCUUUCAAAACUUAUGCAGCUUAGAGUCGUUGACCUUAUGGUCAAACCAAUUGUCUGAAAACAUUGAGGACUCUGUUAAAACCUUGUCUUGUGCUGAGAACACACUUGAGACCUUGGACUUGAGUUAUAACCAAUUUUGGGGGUACUGGCCAGAUUUGAAACGUUUUUCAAAGUUAAGAGUGUUAUGGCUUUCCGAGAAUCAACUAAAUGGGUCUGUACCCGAGAGUGUUGGGCAACUCUCUAGCCUUGAAACAUUAUAUCUCUCCGGGAAUUCUUUGAGUGGUGUCAUAACAGAAGCCCACUUUUUGAACCUCUCUCGUUUACAGAGUUUGGAUCUUUCUGGUAAUCGUUUCUCUAUCAACCUGAGCUCUGAUUGGAAUCCACCAUUUCAACUUACUGAUUGGUUAGGCAUGUCCUCUUGCAAGGUGGGCCCAGCUUUUCCCAAGUGGAUUCUAAGGCAGACAAAUAUUACCUAUCUUUUUCUCUCUAAUGCUGGACUAUCAGGAAAACUGCCGAAUCUGUCAUCGACAAGCUUGCGUUAUGUUAACUUGUCUUCUAAUCUAUUUUCUGGCGCAUUGCCAUCAUUUUCUCCUAUGCUACAAUACCUGUAUCUCUCGAAUAAUAGGUUUUCAGGACCUUUGUCUUCCUUAUGUGCAACGCAGGCUCCAAAUUGGGAGUAUCUUGACAUUUCUAAGAACCUAUUGUCUGGGGAGCUUCCUAAUUGUUGGAUGCAAUUUCAAGAAUUGCAAGUGUUGGAUUUGGGAAAGAAUAAAUUAUCUGGAAAAAUACCAAGCUCGUUAGGCAAUCUACAGGGAAUCGCGAUAUUGCGUUUACAUGAUAACAACUUUUCAGGAGAAUUGCCUUCUUUAGAGAACUGUACCCAACUAUUGAUGGUUGACCUUGGCAACAAUAAGUUGUCGGGAAAGAUACCAACAUGGAUUGGCCAAAGCCUAACAGACUUGCUGAUUCUACGCUUACGGUCCAAUGAGUUCAAUGGAAUCAUACCCUUCUCACUGUGCAAUCUAGCCACCAUUCAUGUCUUGGACCUCUCUCACAACAAUAUUUCAGGAGGCUUGCCACAUUGCUUCAAUAACAUAACCGCCUUGGCUGAUGAUUCGGGAGUUGGUGGUUUUAUUGUGGAACUUGUGUGGAAAGGAAUAGAAAUUGAGUUUCCCAAUAUUACAGGUUUGAGAAGCAUUGACAUUUCAAGCAACUAUUUGAUUGGGAAAAUUCCGCAAAGCAUAGCAAAUAUGACACAGUUGAUUUCUCUGAAUCUGUCAAGAAACAAUUUGAUGGGAAAGCUUCCUGAAAACUUUGGUAACUUGAAGAUGUUAGAAUCUCUUGAUUUGUCAAGAAACCAGAUAUCUGGUAAAAUUCCUGCAAGUUUUGCGAGCUUAAACUUUCUUAGUGUCUUGGACUUAUCAUACAACAACUUGUCAGGAAGAAUUCCAACUAGCACUCAACUUCAAAGUUUUGAUGCUUCUAAAUAUAUGGGAAAUCAUGGACUUUGUGGACCACCGCUGACACCAAAUUGCUCACGAGAUGGAGCAACUCAAGCUGAUGAUAACAAAGAACAUGAUAAAGAUGGUCUCAUAAGCCUGGGAUUCUUUAUCAGUUUUACUGCUUAA
Rosa rugosa (rugosa rose) is the source of this 2553-nucleotide messenger RNA. RefSeq names its product receptor-like protein EIX2. Gene Ontology annotation, molecular function: protein binding. The transcript is spliced from 2 exons. Bases 1 to 2553 code for a protein of 850 amino acids. Lineage: Eukaryota; Viridiplantae; Streptophyta; Magnoliopsida; Rosales; Rosaceae. The record is from RefSeq and is a predicted model, not a curated record.